Molecule: messenger RNA, 1195 nt
Organism: Thermothelomyces thermophilus ATCC 42464
Lineage: Eukaryota; Fungi; Ascomycota; Sordariomycetes; Sordariales; Chaetomiaceae
Exons: 1
Coding region: 202-765 (187 amino acids)
Source: RefSeq, a predicted model, not a curated record
UAGUCACGUCCUGCAUACCGAUCUUACUAGGUAGUUAUCGACCCUGAACGCAAUAACCAUGGGCUCUCAUAAAGCCAUCCCCCUCUGGAAGUGGUCUCUCUCCUGCCGGCUUUGUGUCCUUGCAAACUAGAGACCCCUUACCAUGGUCUUACAGCUCGAAACACCCAACCCGACGGCGACAACAUCAUCAGAAACAGCAUCAUGGAGGUGACGGCCCCGGCAGCUCGCGUGCUCGAGGUCCGCACCCGAAUCAUCACGCAAACAAUCACGCGCCCCUCCACGACCAUCACCGCCCUCGUCGCCCUCGGCGACGCACCAUCAGACCUUCUACUUCUAACCCCAACCGACGCCUCUGCUACACCGCCAGCGCUCGCAGCCGCAGCACCGACGACAGACCUCGCCGUCCCUUCCUCCUCCUCCUCCUCUUCCACCACUCUCUCCUCGAAGCAACUCGGCGCCCUGUUGGGCUCCAUCCUCGGCUUCGCCUUCGUCAUCCUCCUCACGUGCUGCUUCUUGUCCCUCCGCCGGCGGCAGCAGCUGCGCCAGAGGAGGCGCGACGCCCGGGAGUACGACCGCCACCACCGCCGCUACUACUAUUACUACUACGGCGACGAUGACAACGACGGCGGAGGCGGCCGGGUUCGGGUGGCUAGCAGCACGUGGACGACGGUGCCGGCGUCGGUGUGGUUCCCGCCUACGCCGAGGUACACGACGUAUUCGCAGACGAGCAAGGAGCAGAUUGGCGGUGUGAGGAGGUACCCAUGACCAUUUGUUGUUUGCUGUGCUGUGGUGGGCGGGAGAGAGCGAGGAUUGAGAAGGUUCGGGUAGGGGAAGGGGUUGGGGAGUCUGCCUUGAGUGGCGAUUCAUUUGACGGCUGUUGUCCUUCGCGUAUCGCGGCGGGCUGCCCAGGAUGGGGCGAAUAAUCAUAGCAACGAGUCCCGCAAGUCCGGGUCAUAUUAGUGGGGUUGGGGGCUGAAUGGACACGGGUUGAGGACACAGGCCAGGCCUCCUCAUGGUUAGGUAGCUACUAUUGAUCAUUUACCCAUGGCUUCAGAGCCACAGGUAAAAUACCAAAAUCAGAUCUACCGGAACCGAGGCGAUGGAAUACGGUGGUUAUAGUAAAAUCGAGAUAGUUCAAUAGUUCGAUGUCUCUGUCUCUCGUAGGUUCCUGUAAGUGGGACACAGAUUCAAGGCU